AUGGAGAGCAAAGCAGCCUUUUGCAGACGAGUGAACGAACUCAUGUUCAUGCGGCAGGGAAAGUGGACUCAGCACCAGGCCAGGCUGCUGAAUGUCACCUGGACGGACGGGCUUCCCGCCGAAGCGAUGAUGAACAGGUUGUGGUUCCCGGAACAUGGAGAUGAAGUAGUUGAGCAAGACAUCUUAUCCGACCCAGGCCACGUCCAACUUCGACGUUCCUGCAUGGCUUUCCUCAGGAGAAUCGAUCCCAAGCUGUUGGGCUCCAGUGCUGAAGCCCAGCAGGCUUGCAACCGGCUGUCUCUGAAUAUACUGAUGCGGUCCCUCAUUCGUCAGAAAGAGAUUGAAGCUUUGCGUGUUUGUGACCCAUUGAUACUGCAGUUCGAAUUCAACAAAGUCAUCAGCCAAAUACAGGCUGACGGAGGUAUUUUCAGGAAGGUAGCACGGGGUGGAACACCAGAGGACCCAGUGGUUUUGAUCUCCACCCCGCAGGAAGAGAAGUGUCACGAUGUACUUCCCUCAGAACUCCCUUUGUUCCUGGUCCAGGCGGUGGUCGCCUUUCAGCGUAAUCCUGACUUCAUUAACCAUACAGCAUAUGUGAUCAGAAUGUCUGGAACAUCAGUGCAACUUGCUAGCGCAAAUAUCUCUGUUGCCUCUCUUGAACGGAUGCAGCAAGGGGACACCACCCACCAAAAGAUGGAGAUCCGCCAAUCAGUGUGGUAUAAUACCCUCAUACCAGACCAGCAGAGGAAACUAAUUCGGCUGUUUUUGGCGCUGUUGAACCAGUUGGAUGCUUGUGUACAGAUCCAGAGCUCGACGGCGAAGAAAUGAAAAUGGGCCCUUGAGCGGAGUCGAAGCUUGAAGGUAAGGACGUAGCCGGUAGGCAUCUAGCCCUUUCAUCCUUCUGAAAGACUUCCCCGGCAGCUAGUGAAUUAGUGCUGGCUUGGAAAACCGAACAGCACUAGCUAGCUGCUAGUCAGCCUUAAUUGAUGUCUCUUAAGCAUUCUUAUGACUGGGGCAGCCAAGUUAGCUCUUCGCGGAGGCGUGUGGAGUAGCGGUACUCUUUUGGUACAAGGUCUUUGUAUCUCGACUGGUGAGGCGGGAGAUCUACAUACAUGGGCCAAGGCGGAUGGGAUGUAAAUAAAGGUUCUUUUAUCAAUCUAACGAUGUAUCUACAAGUUU
Messenger RNA from Coccidioides immitis RS, 1179 nucleotides. RefSeq lists its product as uncharacterized. Lineage: Eukaryota; Fungi; Ascomycota; Eurotiomycetes; Onygenales; Onygenaceae. The record is from RefSeq and is a predicted model, not a curated record. The transcript is spliced from 4 exons. Bases 1 to 828 code for a protein of 275 amino acids.